Dioscorea cayenensis subsp. rotundata (Guinea yam) is the source of this 1601-nucleotide messenger RNA. Its product is annotated as WAT1-related protein At5g64700-like. Bases 89 to 1168 code for a protein of 359 amino acids. Gene Ontology annotation, cellular component: plasma membrane. Gene Ontology annotation, molecular function: transmembrane transporter activity. The transcript is spliced from 7 exons. Lineage: Eukaryota; Viridiplantae; Streptophyta; Magnoliopsida; Dioscoreales; Dioscoreaceae. The record is from RefSeq and is a predicted model, not a curated record.
CUGACAUGUAACACAACUUGAACACAUCUACAUUGGCCUAAACUAUUUAUAUGUGAAACCUAUCAGUUCAGAGUUGCACAUUCCAAACAUGAAGAAAACAAGUAGCUUGAAGCUCUAUCUUGCUAUCAUCUUAAUAAGAACAAUAUAUGCAGGUUUGCAAAUCCUUGGCAAGGCUGCACUUGAUGGAGGUAUGAACACUGCAGUGUUUGUGUUCUAUAGACAAGCACUUGCCAGUGUCAUCAUGUCCCCUGUCGCCUUCUUCGUUGAAUGGAAAAGUGCUCCACCACUUGGAUUCAAGGUCGGCUUCAAGAUUUUCAUUCUUGCAUUGCUUGGAACAACUAUGUCGAUGAAUUUCCAUAUGCGCGCACUUAGCUACACUACACCAACCUUGGCAUCAGCAAUAAUCAACUCCAUUCCUGCAAUGACAUUCAUCUUGUCAGUAAUUCUCAGAGUGGAGUCUCUGAAACCAAGGAAGCUCUCAGGGAUUGCGAAGAUCAUUGGAGUAGUAUUGUCUUUGGCUGGUGUUGUGGUGAUUGCCUUGUAUAUUGGACCAUUUAUAAAAUCUUUAAAUCCACACUACGUCUUUGGUGACAAAAAUCAUGAGAGAAAUGGAGGCCAAGCCAAUCAAAACAAGAAAUUUUGGCUGAUUGGCACCUCCCUAAUGACUAUCACCAACAUAACAUGGGCCCUUUGGCUGGUACUGCAGGGGGCUGUGCUGAAGGAGUACCCAGCGAAGCUCAUGUUUACUGCUCUGCAGUGUAUCUUCAGCACAGUUCAAUCCUUUUUUGUAGCUCUGGCAAUGGAAAGGGACUUUUCUAAAUGGAAAUUGUCAUCGGGGAUGAGCUUCAUCUCUGUUGCUUAUUGUGGAGUUAUAGUUACAGGAGUAUCAUUUUACUUACAGUCAUGGUGCAUCGAGAAGAGGGGCCCGGUUUUCUUAUCAAUGUUCACUCCACUGACAUUGCUAAUCACCAUGGCCUGCUCCUUCCUUUUCCUUGGAGAUGUCAUUAAUUUGGGAAGUAUUUUAGGUGGAGCUCUCAUGGUCACAGGACUCUAUAGUGUUCUCUGGGGCAAGAGCAAGGAGGUGAAAGAAAGCACAAUACCAGUGGCUGCACCAACGGAGAGUCCAUGCUUUGAUGAGACUCAAAUGGUUAAUCGUCAAAAAGAAUAGUUACAUAUGUAUGCUUAUAUGCCUAGCUUACUCCGUAUAUCAAUAUGUAUAAGCUAAAGUAAGCAACGCCAAGCUUGUGACUUACCAGUUAUUAUGCACUAUGAUUGAGAAUGAAGUCCAUGAUGUGUGCAGAUUCAAUAAUGCAUAGCUUACUGAGUACCAGAAAGGCAGAAACCGAAGGAAAACAUUUAACAAAAGAAAAAUAUGGAUAGGGUGAACGCAAUCAAGAGGUUUCAUUGCUUCUCCAUGCUCAAAGCUCUUGUUAUUCAACAGUUUCAGUGUAAUUCAAGAAGAAGAUUGACAUUAUCACCUUCAAAACAUGAAUGAUGGAUUUUCUGCAGAGCGAUUCCAAAACAAGGAUUAUACACGUGUCACAAAGCCAAAAAAUAAAUGCAGCAAAUACAAAUUCCGUAAUAAAUGAUCUCAAGGAGCA